AUGAUGCCAACAACAAUCAAUACAAUCCCAGUUUCAACUCGACCUCGAGUUCGAGACCUUCUGCCAAAGCUCCAUAUAGGUCGUCACCGCACUGGCCCAUUGAACUCUCUCACUGAUGUUCCUGGUGUUCUGGUCCAUACGCAAUCGAUCAAUCGCCCAGCCACCGAAAAUCACCAGGCCGUCAAUACAGGCGUGACCACUAUUCUACCACGUCGGGAUUGGUUCAACCACGGCUGUUAUGCCGGCUAUUUCCGUUUCAAUGGAUCUGGCGAAAUGACGGGCUCUCACUGGUUAGAUGAGACCGGCAUACUCAAUUCACCUAUUGUCCUUACCAAUUCAUUUUCCGUGGGUCCGUGCUACAGUGGUAUCUACGAGUACGCGAUUCGGGAGUACAAAAAUAAAGAUAGCGGCCUAGUGGACUGGUUCCUUCUUCCGGUUGUGGCUGAAACAUGUGAUUUAUACCUGAAUGACAUUGGGGCCAUGAUAAUCACACCUGAUAUGGUCGUACGCGGAAUUGAUGAGGCCAGUGCCGACCCUGUGAAGGAAGGAAACACAGGAGGGGGGACGGGUAUGAUGUGCCAAGGGUUUAAAGGAGGCACUGGCAGCGCCAGUCGUGUCAUUGAUGCCGUGUCUUUUGGCGACAAGGCAACCUAUACCGUCGCAGCUCUGGUCCAGGCAAAUUAUGGGGCUAAGAGAGACCUCCGAUUCGGCGGAUUUCCUGUUGGGCGCAUGAUGGAAGAGGAACAGGCGGAAGUAGCGCAAGAGGCUGACACAAUCAAAGCUAAAGAUGGAAGUAUCAUCGUCGUAAUUGCUACAGAUGCCCCUCUUCAUCCGACACAGCUCCAGCGCCUAGCUAAAAGAGCUACAGUUGGACUAUCGCGCGUAGGUGGAUGGGGCUCCAACAGUUCAGGGGAUAUCUUUAUCGCUUUCAGCACCGCCGAGAAGAUACCACGAGCUCCAGAGUUCAAUUGGAAGCCGACAGUUGAGCAGAAGGUGGCCGUGGUACAGGAUGUCACAAUAAACGCAUUGUUCGAAGGAGCAGCAGAUGCCACCGAAGAGGCGAUUUACAAUGCUCUACUGGGUGCGCAGGAUAUGAAAGGUCCUCAAGGAAGGGAAGUCAAAGCACUUGAUCACGCCUCCCUAGUGGCCAUCAUGGAGAGGUAUCUGUAG
Messenger RNA from Penicillium waksmanii, 1170 nucleotides. Its product is annotated as P1 family peptidase. The coding region runs from base 1 to 1170 and encodes 389 amino acids. Lineage: Eukaryota; Fungi; Ascomycota; Eurotiomycetes; Eurotiales; Aspergillaceae. Gene Ontology annotation, molecular function: aminopeptidase activity. The record is from RefSeq and is a predicted model, not a curated record. The transcript has a single exon.